GAUCUCGGUGACUACAUCAUAUUUUGAAGCUAGCUCCCUGUGAUUAGCCACGUCAUGUAAACUUAACAGUGGAGCAGUUGUGAUAUAAAGACAGGAAGCAGCCGCUGGUUUGGGAAGGACUUUAGUGAAUUGUAAAAGAGGAGGUUUUAUUUCAGGUUUCAAAGUUGGCAGUAAUCCUAUGGAAAGAUGUCAGAUAUCGGAGACUGGUUCAGAAGCAUCCCUUUCAUCACCCGGUGCUGGUUCGCUGCCUCCAUUGCUGUUCCCUUUAUAGGCAAACUGGGAUUGGUUGAUUUCAGGAACCUCUUGCUAUUUCCGGAGCUGGUCUGGAGCAGAUUUCACCUCUGGAGACCGGUGACAGCCACCCUUUAUUUCCCGAUAACCCCUAAUACUGGCUUCCUGUACCUGGUCAACCUAUAUUUCCUCUACCAUUACUCCACUCGGUUAGAGACAGGGGCAUUUGAUGGCAGACCUGCAGACUAUAUCUUCAUGCUCCUCUUCAACUGGAUCUGCAUUGUUAUAACUGGGCUGCUGAUAAACAUGCAGCUUCUGAUGAUUCCACUGAUUAUGUCAGUGUUGUACGUCUGGGCUCAGUUCAACAAAGACACGGUGGUGUCCUUCUGGUUUGGAACACAGUUUAAGGCUCAUUAUCUACCUUGGGUCAUCCUGGGUUUCAACUUUAUCAUCGGAGGGUCAUUUGUGAAUGAACUGACAGGAAACCUGGUGGGCCAUCUCUACUUCUUCCUCAUGUUCAAGUACCCCAUGGACCUGGGAGGACGCGCCUUCCUGUCCACACCAGAGUUCUUGUAUCGGCUCUUUCCUAAUAGGAGGGGAGGGGUAUCUGGUUUUGGAGUCCCUCCCACCAGGAGGCCAGCUGCCCAGGACAAUGCAGGAGGACUAGGAGGACGUCACAACUGGGGACAAGGCUUCCGACUCGGGGGUGAAUGAGAGAGAACUGCACCAAUGCUUGUUUCAUCAAAUUUGUUCUUGUUCAAACCUUGACUUUAAAUUUAAUUACUUUUUAAUUAUUAAAGAUACAACAGGAUCAGAUUUGAGGAAGCACGCAUUUUAUCUGUGACUGCUCUGCAUAGCAGGACUCGAACUCUGGCUAUAGGCUCCAUUCACCAAGUAAAGCCAGCAGCUUACUACUGCGAAAGUGUCCAUGUCAAGCAGAUAGAAAAUUAAAUUCUUUUUUUUGUUUUUUUUUUUGUUUUGUGAUGAUUGAGUGUCACCGCCCAUUUUCUUCUCUUUCUUUCCUGUCUUCUUCUUUACACCCUGCCAUUGGACUGUCAAGAUGAGAGAUGUUGCAGCUGCACACCAGCACGCUGUGGAUUUCGACUCUUGUGUUCCUCCCCCUCCGUCUCUCUCUCUGUGAUGCCAUAUCAGAUUACAUUGUAAUUACCAAUGCACUGGGAGCCUGCUCUCAGCAGUCCCUCUGCAGAACAUGGGCAAAGCUAUUUAGAGAGCACUGUCUCCAGGUCUGAAUUUACAUGGGUGUGAAAUGUUUAUGUGCCUCUGUGGCACGGAGACAGUCAGAUUUGAUCUUAACCUAAACGAGGUGAAGAUGGAUCCUACUUUUUUUUUUUUUUUUUUGUAAAUAUAACAGUUGUUUAUUGAAAGGAUGAUUGAGUCUGAGUGUGUCAUUGUCUUACUCUCCAUGUUAACUCAAGGAAACCAUUCAGCCAAUCACGUGCCAGCAAGACAUUCAAAGCUGUUGUCAAUCAGAAGCUGUACAGA
Messenger RNA from Archocentrus centrarchus (flier cichlid), 1734 nucleotides. RefSeq names its product derlin 1 (gene derl1). The transcript is spliced from 8 exons. The coding region runs from base 187 to 945 and encodes 252 amino acids. The record is from RefSeq and is a predicted model, not a curated record. Lineage: Eukaryota; Metazoa; Chordata; Actinopteri; Cichliformes; Cichlidae.